AUGUUGUCGACUGAGGAACGAGUGUCAGAGAAAGGCGACUGUGGCCCAGAAAGUGUGACCCAGUGCAUGGCGCUGAGCAAGCUGGAGCGGAAGAAGAAGAUGGCGGAAGGAUUGGCAAGCAAUUCCCGUCACGUGCGAGUCACGCUUUAG
Messenger RNA from Coprinopsis cinerea okayama7#130, 150 nucleotides. RefSeq lists its product as hypothetical. The transcript has 2 exons. The record is from RefSeq and is a predicted model, not a curated record. The coding region runs from base 1 to 150 and encodes 49 amino acids. Lineage: Eukaryota; Fungi; Basidiomycota; Agaricomycetes; Agaricales; Psathyrellaceae.